GUGGUUACACUGAAACCUUUAUAAGCCUCUGGAGAGCAAACAGUUGCCAGACAGUUCUCUAAAGCAACUCCGUGAUAAGGAAGCAACCAACAAGCAUCUUGAAUUUAAGCGCCUGUUUGACAUCUCACUAGCAGAGGACAACUAUGCCAGUUAUAGGUGACAUGGUGACUUCACCAAUGGAUUCAGAGGUGUACGACUACGACUCCAGCUUCACCCCUACGGUUGGUGAGGAUGGUCUGGAUGACUUUAUGUGUGACAAAUCUGCCGUUAGGGCUUUCAGAGGCCAGUAUGAACCGCCUCUCUACUGGUCCAUCGUCAUCCUGGGAGGCCUGGGUAACCUGACCGUGGUGUGGAUCUACCUGCACUUCCGCCAGCGUCUCAAGACCAUGACCGAUGUCUACCUGUUGAACCUAGCUGUGGCCGACCUCUUCUUCUUGGGCACUCUACCCUUAUGGGCCGUGGAGGCCAACCAGGGAUGGAGCUUCGGCUUGGGCCUCUGCAAGGUCACCUCUGCCUUCUACAAGAUCAACUUCUUCAGCAGCAUGCUGCUGCUCACCUGCAUCAGUGUCGAUCGCUACGUGGUCAUCGUCCAGACCACCAUGGCCCAGAAUUCCAAGAGGCAGCGGCUGAGCUGCAGCAAGUUCGUGUGUGCCUGCGUCUGGCUCCUGGCCGUGUUGUUGGCCCUGCCCGAGUUCAUGUUCGCCAACGUCAAGGAGCUGGAUGGCCGGUUCUACUGCACCAUGGUCUACUGGAGUAACCAGAACAACCACACCAAGAUCCUGGUCCUGGGGCUUCAGAUCUGCAUGGGCUUCUGCCUGCCCCUCCUGGUGAUGGUGUUCUGCUACGCCGGCAUCAUCCGCACCCUGCUCAAAACCCGCAACUUCAAGAAGCACAAGGCGCUGCGCGUGAUCAUGGUGGUGGUGGCUGUGUUUGUCCUCUCCCAGUUGCCAUAUAACAGCGUGCUGGUGGUGGAGGCCACCAAGGCGGUCAACAGCACCGGAAUGGACUGCGAUGCGGAAAAGCGUUUCGAUGUGGCCGGCCAGGUACUGAAGAGCCUGGCCUACAUGCAUGCCUGCCUCAACCCCUUCCUGUAUGUAUUUGUGGGCGAACGCUUCCGCAGAGACGUCCUCAAGCUUAUCCGCAUCUACCACUGCUGGCCGGCCCAGGGGAUACUCAGCAAGAUCCAGGGAGGACCUGGCCGCUCAUCGGUCAUGUCCGACACGGACACCACACAGGCACUCUCGCUUUGAAGGCACAGUCAUAGUACAACCUUUUGCGUGCGACCAGAAGUCCCUCAUAACAAUCGAGGGGCUGUGCAACCACGCUCUGUUCCACAAUGCCAUGUCUGGUAACGGAAAGGUCUGGUAACAGAAAGGUCUGGUAACGGAAAGACAAACCAAUAUGGUUAACAGUCCCAGUGAGAGAGGUUGUACUCUCAUCGUCGCCGCCCCCCCCGCCUCCCCCGGUUGCCCACUCUUGCAUCAGACAUAGCUGAGGCUGAGGCAGUGACAUGGGGAGAAGAGGUCCCUUUCUGAGAGCUGGAGAAACUCUUGGCUCUUGUGUACGUUGCUGAAAGCAUUGGUCAUGAUAGGACUCUUCUUUGGCUGGUCUAAAGACCUUCUCAGUUUUAGCUGAUGACCACAAAGGAUGGACAGUCGAAGUCUGGUUGAGGGUUUGUGUUUGACGAUUCCAGUGAUGGGAAAAGAGCUAACCAUGACAGCAUUGGGCCUGUACUGGUACAAUGCAUUUUCAUUGGUCUUUAUGGUUCUGUAAAGUCAGCCAGGCUGUUUUGUGCCUUGUUAUUGUUGCAUUUGUUUAAAAAGUAUAGAGAUGGGAAAGAGAGAACACGUCUUUUCUUUACAAUGAUGGUUUCUGUGACAGAAUCACCACUGUGGGUUAUCUCCAUUGUGGGCAAGUGCGCCCUCUAUCCAUCUCUAUAUUGUAAAGUUAAUUGGCAAUAUUAACUAAUAUUGAUAUUAGUUCAUCAAUCUCUUUGGUCGGACCGUAUCAAUGAGCUGAUCAAUUAUUUGAGACACUUUCUAAGUAGGAAAGCCCUUAUUUGUGAUGAGUAUGUUUAGCUUUCACAGUGCGAGUGAACAAGUGUCAUAAACAAAAACGUUGUAUAAAAUAUAUUUGAUCGUGACUGUAAUUACUGUAAAUAAACAAUGCAUUAAAAAAAAAAGAUAUAUUUUUAGGUCACUGUUAUUGAAUUUUCCAAAUUUGGUUACGAUUUCCUUCGACUACAUAUCCAUGUUUUAAAUUGUGUAUAAUUGUAUGUUCUGUAUUGAUCUCAGGACACAUUUGCAAAUGAGACUUAGGUCUCAAUGUGAAUUUUCCUUAGUUAAAAAAAAAAAGCGCUACAAGAUAUGCUAUGGAUAUAUUUCGUUAACCUGUAAUAAUGCAGUUGCACAUCUAUUAGCGUCUCGUGUACGUGUUAUAACAGGUCCUAACUGAAUUAUUACAUGUUAAUGAAAUAUAUCAAUAGCAUAUCUUAUAGUGCAUUCUUUUUAUUUAACC
This is a messenger RNA of Oncorhynchus keta (chum salmon), 2517 nucleotides long. Its product is annotated as C-C chemokine receptor type 9-like. Bases 144 to 1250 code for a protein of 368 amino acids. Gene Ontology annotation, biological process: G protein-coupled receptor signaling pathway; immune response; chemotaxis. Gene Ontology annotation, cellular component: membrane. Gene Ontology annotation, molecular function: chemokine receptor activity. NCBI's taxonomy places the organism in Eukaryota, Metazoa, Chordata, Actinopteri, Salmoniformes, Salmonidae. The transcript is spliced from 3 exons. The record is from RefSeq and is a predicted model, not a curated record.